This is a messenger RNA of Ichthyophthirius multifiliis, 700 nucleotides long. RefSeq lists its product as hypothetical. The record is from RefSeq and is a predicted model, not a curated record. The transcript has a single exon. NCBI's taxonomy places the organism in Eukaryota, Ciliophora, Oligohymenophorea, Hymenostomatida.
UCCAAUAUGAAUAUUUAUUAAUGAAAAAGGGUAUUUUACUAGUCGCAUAAAUGACUUUCUAUUAAACAUUAUUGUCUUUAAAAGAGAUAACUUCUUUAUGCUUUAUGUAUUUAUCAGUAUUUUUGAUUUUAUUUAUUGCUUCUUAUUUUUAUGUUUCAUAUUUUUAUUUGGCCUCAUCAUUUCCAAAUUAAAAAAUUAGACUCAAAUCUAUUAAAUAAAUUUAAUAUUUACUUUAGGUUGGAAGUUCUUCGCUUGUAAUAUCUUCACAUCGUGUAUAUUAGAAAUCAAAAUUUUCAGAAAAAUUACUUUAUUUUACUCUUUUUUUCUUGCCAUGUAUUUUUACAUAAGUAUAAUGGUAUGAAUCUACUUAAAAAUUUAUAUUUAUCUAUUAUUCUUUCCAUUUUUUUAUAAAUUUUUAUAAAUCUUCAGUUAGAUUUUUCUCCUAUAAAUAUAAAGGUGUAUAUCCAUAUGCACUGUCAAUUUAAUUUAAAAAAUAAAAAAAUACUAUUAUGCCAAUUAUAGGGUAAUUUACUAUUUUUAUUUUAUUUUACUUUUUAUUAUUAUAUAUUUUACUUUAAUCUAAAAAAUAUUGUAUGAUUAUAAGCAUUAACAUUGAAAAUUAUAUAAAUAAUUAAACAAUCGGAAAAUCUUAUUAAUUUAAACAAAAUAUAGAUGGUGAUUAAUAUUCAUGGACAAAGUU